AUGCAGCUGGAGGAGUCAUCUGAUGGGGAGGCAGAUUUGUCGUCAUCAGAGUCGUCGUCUUCGGAGGAGUCCGCUGGUAGCGAUUUGAGUGCCCCACUUGUGGUGAAGUCUCGCCAUGUGGUGGUACACACAGACGAAGACAGGCCCACUCAUUUAUCUAAGAACUGUAUUCGCCGCGGAUUCGACGAUACACGUACCCAAGGGACAUUGUCCUGUAAGCGUAAGAGAGGCGCAGAUGCUGAAGUUUCUUCAACGCUGUACAUCACGAACAUUAUUCAAAAGCAAAACAGGAAACUAGAAGAGGCCGUGAAGCGCUUUCGAAAGGAUAGUGCAGAUGCUCGCAAGGAACACCAUGCGUUUUUGAUGCAGAAGAUUCAAGACAGCUUUCCCGUUGACACCGGUAACGGCUCCUACUUGGAGCGAGUUGCUGACCGACAGGGCCAGACCCUGGUGGAGAUCUUCCAAAGAUUGCAACAGCAACGUGACGCUGAGAAGGCGAAAGACGACAAGCUGAUGCGCCAGUUAUUCGGUCAAAGUGGUCUAGCUUGA
Peronospora belbahrii is the source of this 549-nucleotide messenger RNA. The record is from the annotation of a GenBank genome assembly. NCBI's taxonomy places the organism in Eukaryota, Oomycota, Peronosporomycetes, Peronosporales, Peronosporaceae.